Exophiala spinifera is the source of this 1158-nucleotide messenger RNA. RefSeq lists its product as uncharacterized. The transcript is spliced from 5 exons. The coding region runs from base 1 to 1158 and encodes 385 amino acids. Gene Ontology annotation, molecular function: nucleotide binding. Lineage: Eukaryota; Fungi; Ascomycota; Eurotiomycetes; Chaetothyriales; Herpotrichiellaceae. The record is from RefSeq and is a predicted model, not a curated record.
AUGAAUCCUAUCAAAGUUGGAAUCAUAGGCUACGGCUUCUCGAGCAAAUGCUUUCAUCUGCCAUUCAUCCUAGCCCUACCUGACCGAUUCGAGGUCACCGCAUUCUUUCAGCGCGCGGAAGCUCCCAAGGACCCCAAGGCCGCAGAGCCAGGCUCCCAUUGCACCGUCGACCACCCUGACGCGAAGCACUACCGAACAGCAGACGACUUCUUCGCCGACCCUGAUGUCGAAGUUGUGAUUGUCUGCAGCAGAACAGACACGCACGCCGAAUAUGCCGAGAAGGCUCUCCUGGCGGGAAAACAUGCCGUCGUCGAGAAACCGUUCACCAGAACGACAGAAGAAGCAGAUCGAAUCAUCUCUGUCGCGCGAGAAAGGGGCUUGAUAUUGACCGUCUUUCAGAAUAGGAGAUGGGACUCGGACUUUUUGACGCUCAAGCACCUCAUCCAAAACGACGCAUUGGGAGAUAUCAAGGAGCUAGAGAUUCACUUCGACGUCGAUUUCCCUUUCUGGAUGCGCAAUAUGAAUAAGAGAGAAUACACGCCUGGAGAUGGUAUGAUGUUUGGUCUAGGUUCCCACACUCUCGACCAGGCUCAAGUCCUCUUCGGCCGACCAGCGUCCGUGACAUGUUUCCUUCGCGUGCUUCGUGGCGUCGAGAGCGAAGUCGACGAUUCCUUCACCGCGAUUCUCCAGUACGGUCCGCCGCACCAGGACCUCCUGGUGACGGUCAAGACGAACAUCGCGUCCUGCAUGAAAGAGCAAUUAAAGUAUUUCGUCCGCGGGACCAAGGGGUCUUAUGUCAAGCACGGAACAUGUAUCCAAGAACGACAAAUCUUCGACUCUCUGUCGCCUCGAGAUCCAAAGUUCGGGGUGGAACCGGUCGGUCUCCACGGCACACUCACCACCACUUCGACGUGUUUCGACGGGUCGUCGCAGACCCCCGGCGUCAUCCAAGGAGAAGACCCGGCUUCGACAAGACAAUACGUGGGUCGGUACCCUACGCUCCCGGGCCACUGGUUGGGGUUCUACGAGAACCUGGCCGACGCGGUGCAAGGCACGGCCGAGAUCGCCGUCGAGCCUGGGACUUCCCGGGACGUAAUCAGGACGAUCGAGCUGGGGAGGAUGAGCCACGGUCAGGCGCGGACCGUGCCUUGGUCUUGA